UAUUUCUGGCCGUGUAACAAGUGCGCAGCGUAUGGACCCUGUGACAACAUUAACAAUGUCACAUGUGGAUGCAUCAGAGCCGUUCCAAAUGAUGGACAGUUCUGCCAACCAAUGACGGAGCUGACCAACAUCACAGCAUGCCCAACUCCCUCGCCAACAGCACCUUCCUCUCCCACUGAAUAUGUGGUUGAGAUUGAGAUUGACACAGUGGAUGCAGCAGUGCUUACUCAGCUGAGAACUUUUCUGAAGUACCUCAGUUUACCCUUCGGAAUAAGUGACAUUCAGAUCACUGAAGUCAACAUCACUACAGUGUGUCUUCUGAAUAAUACUGGAUACCAGUGCCAGUGUGAGGAUCAGUAUUUCUGGCCGUGUAACAAGUGCGCAGCGUAUGGACCCUGUGACAACAUUAACAAUGUCACAUGUGGAUGCAUCAGAGCCGUUCCAAAUGAUGGACAGUUCUGCCAACCAAUGACGGAGCUGACCAACAUCACAGCAUGCCCAACUCCCUCGCCAACAGCACCUUCCUCUCCCACUGAAUAUGUGGUUGAGAUUGAGAUUGACACAGUGGAUGCAGCAGUGCUUACUCAGCUGAGAACUUUUCUGAAGUACCUCAGUUUACCCUUCGGAAUAAGUGACAUUCAGAUCACUGAAGUCAACAUCACUACAGUGUGUCUUCUGAAUAAUACUGGAUACCAGUGCCAGUGUGAGGAUCAGUAUUUCUGGCCGUGUAACAAGUGCGCAGCGUAUGGACCCUGUGACAACAUUAACAAUGUCACAUGUGGAUGCAUCAGAGCCGUUCCAAAUGAUGGACAGUUCUGCCAACCAAUGACGGAGCUGACCAACAUCACAGCAUGCCCAACUCCCUCGCCAACAGCACCUUCCUCUCCCACUGAAUAUGUGGUUGAGAUUGAGAUUGACACAGUGGAUGCAGCAGUGCUUACUCAGCUGAGAACUUUUCUGAAGUACCUCAGUUUACCCUUCGGAAUAAGUGACAUUCAGAUCACUGAAGUCAACAUCACUACAGUGUGUCUUCUGAAUAAUACUGGAUACCAGUGCCAGUGUGAGGAUCAGUAUUUCUGGCCGUGUAACAAGUGCGCAGCGUAUGGACCCUGUGACAACAUUAACAAUGUCACAUGUGGAUGCAUCAGAGCCGUUCCAAAUGAUGGACAGUUCUGCCAACCAAUGACGGAGCUGACCAACAUCACAGCAUGCCCAACUCCCUCGCCAACAGCACCUUCCUCUCCCACUGAAUAUGUGGUUGAGAUUGAGAUUGACACAGUGGAUGCAGCAGUGCUUACUCAGCUGAGAACUUUUCUGAAGUACCUCAGUUUACCCUUCGGAAUAAGUGACAUUCAGAUCACUGAAGUCAACAUCACUACAGUGUGUCUUCUGAAUAAUACUGGAUACCAGUGCCGGUGUGAGGAUCAGUAUUUCUGGCCGUGUAACAAGUGCGCAGCGUAUGGACCCUGUGACAACAUUAACAAUGUCACAUGUGGAUGCAUCAGAGCCGUUCCAAAUGAUGGACAGUUCUGCCAACCAAUGACAGAGCUGACCAACUUCACAGCAUGCCCAAUUUCAUCACCAAUAGGGACCAGUACUCCAAGUACUAGCACAGGGACCACAGCUCCAAAUACUACUCCAGGGACCACUGCUCUAGAUACUACCAAAGUGACCACUGUUCCAGACAUGACCACAGGGACCACAGCUCCAAAUACGACCACAGGGACCACUGCUGUAGGUACUACCAAAGUGACCACUGCUCCAGACACUACGAAAGUGACCACUGCUCCAGACACUACGAAAGUGACCAUUGCUCCAGACUCUACGAAAGUGACCACUGCUCCAGAUACUACCAAAGUGACCACUGCUCCAGAUACUACCAAAGUGACCACUGCUCCAGAUACUAUCGAAAUAACCAUUGCUCCAGAUACUACCCCAGAAACCAGUGCUCCUAAGACGACCAUAAAGAUCGGUGCUCCAGUUUCAACCAUAGAGGUCAUUGUUCCAGUGCCAAUCACAGUGGUCAGUACCACUCCAACCACAGCCACACCAGCAGAAUACACUAUAACUUUAUCAAUGACCAUAGAUACAACAUUUGACAACACACUCACGGACAAAAACAGUCAAAUGUACCAACAGUACAGCAAAGACAUCACAAGUGCAGUUGACGGUGCUUACAGUGGCAAACUUUCUUCAUACAAAGUUGGUUCUGUGAAAGUUAUUAAAUUCAGGCCUGGCAGUGUGGUAGCAGACUUCACUAUUACAUCAACAAGAAAUACACUUGAUUUUAGUGCUGCAAACAGACAAUUAGCUUCUGCUCUCAGAGACAAAGGAUAUAGCGUAAAUGAAAAUUCAUUCGCUCAAACUGUGGAAAGUGGCUUAUACGACCCAGGCAAAGGCAACAUUUAUCCUGGCAAUGAUUUGGUUUUGACCUGUAAUCCUCCAGACUUAAGUACUGGAGGAAUAAUCUGGAGUUUCAAUGAUUACAGUCUUGGUCCCAGUACUGAGGAGAAAACACACACUGUGAAAAGCACCAGUGAUCGGGACAGUGGUAAAUAUGCAUGCAAAACGACCUUAAACUCAAUUCCCUACAUAAUCUGGCAAAGGAUAGUAAUUCAGCCAUUGCCCAAUAUCAGAGUGACCAACUCAAAAACUGUGUACUGUGAUGGAUCACCAAUCACACUGGAGUGCUGCGCUGAGAACAGCUACAUGACUAAGUGGAGCCUGUUCACUUCACCUGGACUACAGACGCUAACAGAACUAAAGAUAGGCUGCAGCACAUAUACGUACCCAGGUAUCAGUGAAGCGGCCUGUAAGGACCAAAUUCUGACGUUCCUGUGGGAAGUCUAUGACCUCAAUGAAAACCUUUACAGUUCAAACAACGUCACUAUUACUGUAACUGGAAAAAGAAUGGCCUGCUACAAUGCACAAUAUGGAGCUGGAGAAUUAGGUGACCUAAAGACGAGCCCUUGUGAUGCGGAUAGCAUUGGCACUGUGACAGCUCGCUGUGUAUCUAACACAACAGGCAGCGGUGUCUGGAAUGUGGUGGAAAAUACCUGCAUCUUGCGUGUUCUUCAAGAACUGCUAGACAAAUCUAAGAAUUUACAAGUUGCAGACGUCCCACAGUUUACAGCUGACCUCCGGAAUGCCACCGAAUCCAAUUCUGCUAAGAUAGCAAACUCUGAACUGAAUAUCUUAACCGUUGUCUACCUAAUGGCAGUUAUUGCCAAUGUGUCACAGUCAUUUAUAGUUGACAAGUCCAUCAUGACGGAUUUUCUGAAAACAUCAGAUGCCAUUUCAACAACAGCAACGCAGAAAACCUGGGAGAAGUUAAACCAAAACAGUACAACUCAGGAGACAAGCUCUGAUCUUCUGAAGUCUGCUGAAAAAAUUGGAGGCAGACUCACAGAUGACAAUUUUACGAUAACAACAAACAGCACUCAGCUGGACAGAACUAAAACUUCUGGUUCAUUUUUUGGAACAUUUGGAGUAAAUUCCACUACACAGAUAGAUAUCCCAGAGCUUACAGGACAGACUAUGAUCACCACCAUAGUUUUCUCAGCCUAUGACAAUGUCUUGUCUGUUCGAAAUGCAACUUACAAUGAUAAUAAAAAUGCCAGUAAAAAUGACAGUACAAAUAACAGUAAAACUGACACUACUAUCAAUGGAGAUGUGGUGGCGGUCAUCGUGAACAAUACUGUUUACAACAUCUCUCUUAUCUUUGAUGUUAAAAAUGAGUCACUGAGAAGCCCUCAGUGUGUCUUUUGGAACUUCAGUCUUUUGGAUGAGAUUGGAGGAUGGGACUCAACUGGAUGUGAAAUAAAGCCUUUAGUGAAUCAAACUGGCAAGUUUAAGUGUGAAUGCAACCACACAACCUCAUUCUCAAUCCUGAUGUCACCAUUUUUUGUGGACAGUCUUGCCUUAGCCUUUAUAACUUUCAUCUGUGUCGGCAUUUCCAUAAUCUGCUUAAUUUUGGCCCUCAUUAUUGAGAUCAUCGUAUGGAAGCCAUUGACCAGGAAUGACACAGCCUACAUGCGCCACGUCUCCAUAGUCAACAUCGCUCUGUCCCUCCUGAUUGCAGACAUAUGCUUCAUCAUUGCAGCAGCUAUUGUUAAAGACGGAGAACCAACACCAGUGGGUCCCUGCAGUACAGCAACAUUCUUCAUGCACUUCUUUUACCUUGCUCUCUUCUUCUGGAUGUUAUUCUCAGCGCUCCUGCUCCUCUACCGCACCAUUAUGGUGUUUGGUAGAAUGUCUAAGUCCAUUAUGUUGGCCAUAGCAUUCUCUGUUGGCUAUGGGUCCCCUUUACUCAUAGCUGUCAUCACUGUGGCAGUAACAGCUGGAGUUGAAGGAUAUGUCCAGGAACGGAACGUCUGUUGGCUGAACUGGUUCAAAACUAAGGCCCUCCUGGCGUUUGUGAUUCCUGCUCUGACUAUUGUAGCUAUAAACUUCCUGGUGCUUGUUGUGGUGUUAUUUAAAAUGAUAAGGAGGGGAGUUGGUAACGUCUCUCAGCCAGAUGAGAAACAUCCCUUAAUGAUGAUUGCCAAAUGUCUGGCCAUUUUAACCCCUCUCUUUGGUCUGACCUGGGCAUUCGGCAUCGGGACCAUGGUGACACCUGCUUUAGGGAUUCACAUUGUGUUUGCACUCCUCAAUUCACUGCAGGGUUUCUUUGUUUUGGUAUUUGGAAUUCUGCUGGACAGUAAGAUCCGUAAAGCACUGGCAGAACGGUUGAAACUACAGAAUCUUAAGAAUCUUAGCUUUACAAGGAGCACAAGUGCAGGCCCAUCAUCUUCAAGUGGGCUGAGAGGCGGUCGGAAUGGAUACAACGUAUCAAGUGGAUCCUCUGCAGUUUCAUCUUCAAGCAUCUCAGAUACAGUUACCAAUACUUAGUGCACCCCACAAAACUAGGUUGAUUUUAGAUAAGAACAUACUCAGAAAAGACCAGUGAUGAAGAGGAUUCCACUUAAAAAGAUUCAUUUGAAUUCAUUUGCUUGAUUACUUGAAGAGUUUGUGUGACAAAGCUAUGAAAUGAAUUUCCACUUUAUUGUGUGACUCAAAUUAUUCAAAUUAAGUUUAAAUAACCCACCUCCAUAAUUGGUUGACUUUUUAAAACUUCUACAGUUUACAGAUGUCUCAGAAAUACCUGUUACACAAUUCAUUAACUAUUAACCAGCAAAUAACAAUGCCCUGGUGAAUUGAAAUGUAACAUGGUAUAAAUGUAUUUUUUAUGAUGUGUUAUUAAGGUCUUUUCUAAAUUAGGUGUUAACUGUUUGUUGACCAAUCAGGUAAAGGUUGAUUAAUUAUUAAGCUCUGGAUGCUUUUAACCGUUAUAUGAUCUUUUGGCUGUUGCUACCAACAUUAAAAAGCUCACAGAUGCCCUCUACAGGUUCAGUGGUCAACUCAUCACUGUGAAAUUAGUGUUCAGUUCUGAUUAACAGGAGAUGAAAACAUUCAGAACACCCAACAUGUUUGAGUACACUUCCAACUGAAAUGUGGCCAUUUACAAGAAUUUACGACACACUUAAAAAAGAUGGUGCUUCAAGGGUUCUUUAGUAAAGAAA
Pygocentrus nattereri (red-bellied piranha) is the source of this 5561-nucleotide messenger RNA. RefSeq names its product adhesion G protein-coupled receptor F5-like. Bases 112 to 4890 code for a protein of 1592 amino acids. Gene Ontology annotation, cellular component: membrane. Lineage: Eukaryota; Metazoa; Chordata; Actinopteri; Characiformes; Serrasalmidae. The transcript is spliced from 28 exons. Gene Ontology annotation, biological process: G protein-coupled receptor signaling pathway; cell surface receptor signaling pathway. Gene Ontology annotation, molecular function: G protein-coupled receptor activity. The record is from RefSeq and is a predicted model, not a curated record.